Molecule: messenger RNA, 3397 nt
Organism: Misgurnus anguillicaudatus (oriental weatherfish)
Lineage: Eukaryota; Metazoa; Chordata; Actinopteri; Cypriniformes; Cobitidae
Gene: nampt2
Product: nicotinamide phosphoribosyltransferase 2
Biological process (GO): NAD+ biosynthetic process
Molecular function (GO): nicotinamide phosphoribosyltransferase activity
Source: RefSeq, a predicted model, not a curated record
ACACUGACUCCGCCCCCGAACGCCCCGUUGUGUCUGAUACCAUACGAUGCGAGCUAUCCGUGCGCAGACUCGCUUACACAAGAUAUUGAAGAGAUCGUAUUUCAAUACAUUUUAUCCGGGCUUACCCGAAAGGUUUUGAAAAGAGGGGGUUUUAGUUAGCCUUCCCAGCCCCGCUGUCACGUGGCUCGGAUCACCUAAAUACUAGAGCGGAGCGACAGGCUUUCGCUUUUACUUUGUCCUUGAUGAUGGCAGCACAGGAUUUCAAUCUCUUACUUGCGACGGACUCAUAUAAGAUUACUCACUACAAGCAAUAUCCUCCAGGUAUCAGUAAGGUUUAUUCCUACUUUGAGUGCCGACGCAAAAAGGGGGGGCAGUUCAAUGAGGUGGUGUUUUUUGGCUUGCAGUAUCUCCUGAAGAAAUACCUCGCAGGUCAAGUUGUCACAGAGGAGAAGAUCCAAGAGGCUAAAGUCUUUUAUCAGAUGCACUUUAAACAGACAGUGUUCAAUGAAGAAGGAUGGCGGAAAGUUUUAGAGAAAUUUGAUGGCCGUCUUCCAAUCCGUAUCAAAGCAGUUCCCGAGGGGAAGAUCAUUCCUAGAGGGAACGUUCUCUUUACUGUGGAGAAUACCGAUCCAGAUUUCUUCUGGCUUACCAAUUAUAUUGAGACUAUGCUGGUUCAAAUGUGGUACCCCAUCACCGUGGCAACAAUCUCCAGGGAGUUCAAAAAGAUUCUGGCCAAGCACCUGAAGGCCACAUCAGGGAGCUUGGAGGGUCUGGACAUCAUGCUGCAUGAUUUUGGCUACAGAGGCGUGUCUUCACAAGAGUCAGCAGCGCUAGGUGGAGCUGCUCAUCUGGUGAAUUUCUGCAGCACAGAUACAGUAGCAGGUCUACUGAUGGCACAGCGAUACUAUGGAUGCCCUAUGGCUGGAUUCUCUAUACCUGCAGCAGAGCACAGCACUAUCAUCUCUUGGGGCAAGAACCGAGAGAAGGAGGCAUUUGAGUGUCUGUUGGACCAGUUUCCCUCUGGUCCUGUAGCUGUGGUUAGCGACAGCUAUGACAUUUUUAAGGCUUGUAAGCACAUCUGGGGCGAUAAGCUGAAGGAGAAAGUGAUGGAGAGGAGUGAAGAUUCUGCCCUCAUUAUUCGCCCAGACUCUGGGGACCCCGCUGAGACCCUCAUAGAGGUGAUGAAGAUUUUGGAAGAGUGCUUUGGUAGUUCUCUGAACUCUAUGGGCUACAAGGUGCUCCCGUCAUAUUUGCGCCUUAUCCAGGGUGAUGGGAUUGAUCUGAACUCGAUUAAUGAGAUUCUGGAGAAACUAAGCGAUGAAGGCUGGAGUGCGGAGAAUGUGUUUUAUGGUUGUGGAAGCUCUCUGAUGCAGAAGAUAAACAGAGACACGCUUAACUGUGCUUUCAAAUGUAGCUAUGUAGAGACCGAUGGCAAGGGCAUGGAUGUCUAUAAGCAACCAGUCACAGAUCCAUCUAAAGGAUCCAAGCGAGGUCGACUCUGUCUUAGAAGAAAUUCAGAUGGCUUCAUAGAGACGGUGGAAAGAGGAGUUGGCAAACCAGAUGAGGACAUGUUGGUGACUGUGUUUGAAAAUGGGACCAUACUACAGGAAUACACUCUGGAUGAGGUCCGGAAAGCUGCUCAGCUUUGGGAAGAGGAUUUGAGCCCCGCCCAGCACAAUAAAGACGACGGAAAUACUCUGGAUAUCCACCAGAAACGCAUAAUGAAUGGUGUGCAUUAAGUUAUGUAUUGAAUGCACUCUGUUAUCAACACUGCCACCUACAGACCAACCACUGACCCAAUACACACAACACUCAGUAGUACGCAGACUUUUAGUCAUUUGUAGAUCACGUUGUCACCAGCUGAUCUGACUUUUAGAUUUUUAAGGCAAAAAUGUUGAAUUUGGUUGCUCAGGUUUUUUUAAUUUUGAAUUCCUUUUCGAUCUAGUAAAAUUAUGUCUUUAUUUGAUAAAAAAAAUCUAGUAACAUGCCAAAUAUCUUUCGUGGUGCUUCAUUUCUACAAAGAUGUGUUUUAGGAGUAGGCUGACAACAGGGUUUGGUAGAGUUUUGGUCCGUUAAACCGUCACCCUGACAGUAGAUUGAUAAAUAAAAGAUCUUAAUUUGAGGUGAUCCAACGUCCAACUUUAAGCUUCUGUAAAGUCAAGCACAUGAUACUGACCUUUAAUCCUUCCAUAUGAAGCACACUGAGACAUAGCUAUGCAUGAAUACAGGGAUUAUUGCAUUUAGAAAUCACUUUCAGUCUCCCUUUCGAAGGUUUUGGGGUUUAAUGGAUCAACUUGCAAUAGUUUUAGUAGUUUUUGAAGGACCUAUCACAUGUUUUGAAUUUCAUGAACUAUAAUGCCAAUGCAAGCAUAGUAUUUAAGCAUCUUGUCCUGCACAAAAUUAUUUUUUUAGCUACGUCUAUUUAUAGAAAAUGUAAGCACCUGUGUCUUGAUGUUCCAUAAUUCAUUGUAAAGUUGCUUGUGAAAGGUUAGUAACACUAUGUUUUUUGUUAGUAACAACGAUUCUUCUUUGCAGAAAACUACCAAUUGAUUUUGUAAUGAACCUACUUAAGUACACUCUAAAAAUACUGAGUUGUUUUGUUGGGUAAUAUGCAAACAUGUCCUGGGUUUGACUUGGUUUGUUCCUUUUCGACAAAAAAAAGCUAUAUAGUAUAAUAGUGGUUUCAGGAGAAUUGAACAUAGUGUUAUUUUCAUCUAGUUGGUAUUAGACUUCCACCAGCAAUGCACAGAAUACACAGCGGAGACUUCCAAUAUUGUGUCUUUUUACAGCUGCUGAUGGUGCCUUAAACCACUCAAACCUCAGUGCUGGUCUCACUUUAUUUUUCACACUUAAUAUUGUCUCUCCCUAUCAGUUACACUGUUCAUAUUUUAUGUGACUCACACUAAUGAUUGUUCAAUGUUUUGCUUUUUUGCUGUUUGCCCUUACUUUUCUUCUGUCAAGCUUCUAUGAUGUUUGACACCUGUAUUGCUGAUGCUGAGGAAGAUCUGCAGUGGGUUUAAUUACAGUGUGUACAUUGAUUAUUGUGUCACCGUCUUGUUGUGAUGGAAACUACACAUUUCUUGUUUAACCCUAAACAACUAAGUAGAAGCAGUUAAGCCUACCUCUUAAUAAUAAUGUAUAAUAAUGAAGUAAUGAUCAUCUCGCUUUGAGUAAAUAGCAUACAUACUGUUGUGUAAAUAUUCUUAAUAGUAGUUUGAAUGCUUGAGAUUUUAGCCUUGUUGCUUUUUUUAUUUUACAAAAGUGAUAUUUUGAAUAAAAGACGAGCAAGCAGAAAAAAUAUGAUAAUAAAUGUAGCUUUCUUAUCUUAACUGGUAAGAUGUCAUCCUUUCAAUUAAUAGAAUAUCAGAAAAAAAUAUAAAAAGUGCUCAAAAAUAGC